AUGGGAGCCGUUUUUGCUUUAUUUGUUGGAUUUUACUAUUGGGUGGGGAAAAUCUUUGGUCAGACAUAUCCUAAAACUUUAGGCCAAAUCCAUUUUUGGAUCACUUUUUUCGGCGUUAAUCUGACCUUCUUUCCCAUGCAUUUCUUAGGGAUUUCGGGUAUGCCACGUCGCAUGCCAGAUUAUACAAAUGCUUACGCCGCAUGGAAUGCUCUGAGCAGUUUUGGUUCUUAUAUAUCAGUAGUUGCGAUUCAUCGUUUCUUCGUAGUUGUCGCAAUCACUUCAAGUAGUGGCAAGAACCAAAAAUGUGUGGAAAGUCCUUGGGCUGUUGAACAGAAUCCGACCACACUAGAAUGGUUGGUUCAAAGCCCUCCGGCCUUUCAUACUUUUGGAGAACUUCCUGCGGUAAAAGAGACAAAAAGUUAA
This is a messenger RNA of Triticum turgidum subsp. durum (durum wheat), 423 nucleotides long. The record is from the annotation of a GenBank genome assembly. Lineage: Eukaryota; Viridiplantae; Streptophyta; Magnoliopsida; Poales; Poaceae.